Messenger RNA from Thermothielavioides terrestris NRRL 8126, 1449 nucleotides. RefSeq lists its product as uncharacterized. NCBI's taxonomy places the organism in Eukaryota, Fungi, Ascomycota, Sordariomycetes, Sordariales, Chaetomiaceae. The coding region runs from base 1 to 1449 and encodes 482 amino acids. Gene Ontology annotation, biological process: proteolysis. Gene Ontology annotation, molecular function: aspartic-type endopeptidase activity. The record is from RefSeq and is a predicted model, not a curated record. The transcript has 6 exons.
AUGCUAGCCCACGCCGUUUUCGGGGGGCUACUCCUUGCCGUCGCAUGCCACAGCGCCGGUCUGCCGGCAAGCAGCAGCGGAGGUGGCAAAGGUCCGGCGCGAAAUCCGGGAUACGUGCGCAUGCCGGUGGCUCGACACCAGUUCAACGGGACGGGCAAGUCGUCACGGGGUUGGCAUUGGUCGUCGCCGCCAGGUGCCACGGGCUUCCCGCCGCCGCCGCAGCCGUCGCGUCGGCCCUGGUCCACCUUCCAACCCGGAGCAUCGUCCACGCAGCCGGCGUCCUCCGGGCACCCGCCGGGACCGUCGCCAUCAGUCCCGUCUCACAGACCACGACGUGAUGCCCAAGUACAGGCCACCAACCGAUGGGGAUGGUCGAGCCUGGAGGAGCUAGGGGGGAUCGCGUAUACUAUCCAACUGGAUAUCGGUACACCACCACAGACUGUCAAGGUAUUCAUCGACACGGGCUCAUAUGAGCUGUGGGUAAAUCCCAGAUGCGACACGUCUGCCUCCGCAACUCUCUGCGAGGCCCAGGGCACCUACUACCCGGACAAGUCCAGCUCCUCCAUGUUUGUGGGCGGCGAGUUUGACGUGAGUUACGGCACAGGGUCAGUCGAGGGAUAUUACUGGUCCGAUGUCUUGAGCAUCGCAAUGUUUCAGAUUCCCCAGGUCCAAUUUGCCGUUGCUAACGACAGCAACUAUGCUUUUGCGGGGAUCCUGGGCUUAGGAUAUGCCUACCCCUACUCCAUCAACUACCCAAGCGUGCUGAACCUGAUGGUCUCCGAGGGGCUGAUCUCCGCCCCAAUCUUCAGCCUGGGCCUAGGCGGUGACCAGGACAAUUUUAGCGAGAUCAUCUUCGGCGGCGUCAACACAUGGAAGUUCUCGGGCCCGCUGGUGCCCGUGCCUAUUUGGCCGCCCAUCUCACAGCAAGAUCCGCGAUGGAUCCAAUACUGGGUCAACGUCACGUCGGUCGGGAUGACCAAGCCCGGCGAGCACCCGGUCAUCUACACGCCAAGCGACGCCUUCGACAUGCCCAUGCUGCUCGACACGGGCUCGACGCUGUCGUACCUCCGCGAGGACCUCGUCGCCGUCAUCGGCCAGCAGUUCGACGCCACCGUCGACAACGCCGGUAACUACCUUGUCGACUGCGCCUACCGCGACCAGGACGGCACGGUCGACUUUGGCUUCGACAGCGGCCGCAUGGUCAUCAACGUGCCCUACAAGGACUUCAUAUACCAGCAAUACCCGGGCCACUGCUUGUUGGGAGUGCAGCCCGCCGAUGCGGGGUCGACGAACUACGUGCUGGGGGAUACCUUCAUCAGGGGGGCGUACCUGGUCUUUGACCAGCAGUCGGACACGAUCUGGAUGAACCAGUACUACAACUGCGGCGACGGCGUGGCUACGGUUGGCCUGUCAAAGGGGGACACGGGGCGUAUAGUGGGAGCCUGUUAG